This is a messenger RNA of Penicillium malachiteum, 519 nucleotides long. RefSeq lists its product as uncharacterized. The record is from RefSeq and is a predicted model, not a curated record. Lineage: Eukaryota; Fungi; Ascomycota; Eurotiomycetes; Eurotiales; Aspergillaceae. The coding region runs from base 1 to 519 and encodes 172 amino acids. The transcript has 3 exons.
AUGGAUUUUGGGAACCCCAAGCAUCUAGUGGCUGCAGCUCAGAAGAUGCGGGCUGAGUUUCUUAAGGCAGCUAAUACUGUACCUGUCUCUGUCCAUCAAGCAGCAACCCUCCGAGAUGAUCCCGUUAUUGGUCCUUUUUGGGUCAGCAAAUUCUCUCUGUCUAUUCCAACAGAUGACAAUAGCUGCGAUGCACUUCUGCAACUGGUCGAUGAGGCCAACCUACUACAGGCACAAUACGAUCGCCCGACUUCGGCACCACUUAGGUUUGAGUGGGUGGGACAUCGUAGUAAUGCCACGAAAGAUACUCCAGAGCCUCCUAUCGGAGAGAAGGAGAAGUUCGAUAAUUUGUCCGCAGAGACAAAGGGUCCAUUGACCAUAUUUUAUAUCUAUGGAGGAUCAUUUGUAUUCUCACAAGUCAACUUUUCCAUUAGUCAAAAUACACCUUCCUGUCAUCGGAAAUUGGCAGCCAAUCUAGCAAAGGAUACAGGAGCAAAGGUGCUACUUGUUGAGCAGAGAUAA